Messenger RNA from Phalaenopsis equestris, 1195 nucleotides. Its product is annotated as delta(8)-fatty-acid desaturase 1-like. Gene Ontology annotation, molecular function: oxidoreductase activity, acting on paired donors, with oxidation of a pair of donors resulting in the reduction of molecular oxygen to two molecules of water. Gene Ontology annotation, biological process: lipid metabolic process. NCBI's taxonomy places the organism in Eukaryota, Viridiplantae, Streptophyta, Magnoliopsida, Asparagales, Orchidaceae. The record is from RefSeq and is a predicted model, not a curated record. The transcript has a single exon. Gene Ontology annotation, cellular component: membrane. The annotation marks the transcript as partial.
UGCGUACUAACGUCAUUAUAUCGGAUUUCAUAUCACUAGAUUGUUUUUUGCUGAAAUAGAAGAAGCUCUUCAGAAUCAGAGGGGAAGAAGAAGAGAAUUAGGGUUUCUUUCUUCUUCUCUUCUGCUCUCAUAUCUCCUGAAUGAAAGAAGGGCAGGAGUAAUUCAAUAGGAGGCAAUCCAUUGUUUUGCAAUCCGGAAUCCAAUCUUAUCCUCAAAUUCUCUGCUUAUAAUCCGAGAAAAACCAGCGGCCGUCAUUUCAUCCAGCGUAAUGGCGAUGGAAACAGAGCAGAGAAGGUACAUUUCGUCUGCGGAGCUUGGAAAACACAGCUCCCGUUCGGAUCUAUGGAUCUCGAUCCAGGGUAAGGUUUACAACGUCACGGAUUGGGUGAACAAUCAUCCCGGAGGCGAAAUCCCUCUUCUCAGCCUCGCCGGACAGGAUUCCACAGAUGCAUUCAUCGCCUUCCAUCCCGCUUCUGCUUGGAAACACCUCGAUCGAUUCUUUCUCGGCUAUCAUCUCGCCGAUUACAAUGUGUCCGAUGCAUCUAAAGAUUACCGCCGACUGGUUGCAGAGUUCACUAAGCUCGGUCUUUAUGAAGACAAGGGCCAUGGAGUCCUCUUCUCACUGUUGUUCAUGUUUGUUCUCUUCUUCGUUGCAGUUUGCAUGAUCAUCAGAACCGGAAACAUUUGGGCUCAUCUCGCUUCCGGCGGGAUCAUGGGGUUUCUCUGGAUCCAAUCGGGGUGGAUCGGCCAUGAUUCGAGCCACUAUAAUGUCAUGAUAAACCCUAGAUUCAAUCGAUUUGCUCAGUUUUUGUCUGGAAAUUGCCUCGCUGGAUUAAGCAUUCAAUGGUGGAAGAGAAUUCAUAAUGCUCAUCACAUAGCCUGCAAUUGUCUCAAUUUCGAUCCCGAUUUGCAACACAUGCCUCUCUUCGCCGUCUCAUCAAAGUUCUUCUACUCCAUUACCUCCUCCUUCUACAACAGAACCUUGACCUUCGAUUCAAUCUCGAGGUUCCUGAUCAGUUACCAGCACAUAACUUUCUAUCCAGUAAUGUGCUUUGCUAGACUUAAUCUCUUUGCUCAAUCUAUUAUUCUUCUUCUAUCGAUGAAGACAAAGGUGCCGUCCCGCUUCCAGGAGAUUGUUGGAGUAAUGGUGUUCUGGACAUGGUAUCCUUAUCUGGUUUCCUUUCUCCCAAAUUGG